AUGGGAAGUGAGAGAGCAACAUUGUUAAAGUUGAAGCAUAAUCUCACAGAUCCUUCAAAUAGACUUUCUUCUUGGAAUGCUUCUAUCAAUCCCAAUUGCUGCCACUGGGAUGGAGUUGUCUGCAACAACAUUACAUCUCAUGUUUCAGAGCUUCACCUCAGAACUUCAUUUCCUGAUUUCGAUGACAGCCUUCCUUAUCCAUUGGAUGAAGAAGCAUACCAAGAAGCAUUGAAAGAGUAUAAUAGAGUGGCAUUGGGUGGAGAGAUAAAUCCUUGUUUGGUUGAUUUGAAGCAUUUGAAUUACUUGGAUUUCAGCGGCAAUAUUUUUCAAUAUAUUCCAAUUCCUUCUUUCAUCGCAACAAUUACUUCCUUAACUUAUCUCAACCUUUCUUAUGCUGGAUUCAAGAAAAAUAUUCCUUCUCAAAUGGGAAAUCUCUCCAAUUUACUCUACCUUGAUCUCAGUUAUCUUUAUUUUGAAAGUUAUGAAAAUGUUGAUUGGCUAUCUAGUAUGUCCAAACUUCGUUAUCUUGACUUGAGCCACACUUGGUCAUUUGAAGGAGGUGUGUCAAUUCCUUCUUGUCUUGGCUCAAUGACCUCCUUAAUUCACUUGGACCUCUCUUAUUCUGGAUUUAUGGGCAACAUUCCUCCUGAGAUUGGAAAUCUUUCCAAUUUGGCGUAUCUAGACCUAAGCGGUGCUGCCAAUGGAACACUUCCCUCUCAAAUUGGAAAUCUCUCCAACUUGCUCUACCUGGAUCUUCGAAGUGGUGAUUCUAUUGACAAAAGUUAUUUUAUUGGAAAUGUUGACUGGUUGUCAAGUCUUACUAAGCUUGAAUAUCUUGAUUUAGGAGGUGCAAACCUAUCCCAAUCAUUUCACUUGCUUCACACCCUCCAACCUCUUUCUUCUUUGCUGCACCUACAUUUGUCAGGAUGCACACUUCCUUACUCCAAUCAACCAUCAUUUCUUAACUCCUCGUCUCUCGUCACUCUUGAUGUUUCUGACAUUUCUUAUAAUUCUAAAAUUUCAUUUGUUCCAAAGUGGGUGUUUGGACUAAAGAAACUUGUUGCUCUCUUUUUAUAUGUUAACAACUUUGAAGGUCAAAUUCCUAAUGGUCUUCGAAAUCUCACACUUAUUGAAAAUCUUGAUUUGAGUGAAAAUUCAUUUUCAUCUUCUAUACCUCAUUGGUUUUAUAGUAGUUUUCCUCAUCUCAAGUUCUUGCACCUAUCAAGCAACAACUUACAAGGAAAUAUUUCUGAUGCCUUUGGAAAUAUGACUUCUCUAGUUACACUUGAUUUGUCAUACAAUCAACUUGAAGGUCCAAUUCCAACUUCUUUUGGUUAUCUCUGCAACUUAAGGGCAAUAUAUUUCUCAUAUCUUAAACUCAACCAAUUUCAAAGCUCUCAACUUUCUGGCAAUCUUCCACUAUCUCUUGGAAAACUUUCAUCAUUAAGAACUCUUUCUCUAUCCAACAAUCAACUUAGUGGAAAUCCGUUUGAAAGUCUUAGAUCACUUUCUAAAUUGUCAAAUCUUGAUAUUGGUUAUAAUCAUUUUGAAGGAGUUGUCACAGAGGAUCAUCUCACAAACCUUACAAGUUUAAGUGACCUUUAUGCACCAGGAAACAAUUUGACUUUAAAAGUGGGUACCAACUGGCAUCCUACUUUUCAACUUACUUAUUUGGAUAUGAGUUCUUGGCAAUUAAGUUCCAACUUUCCUUCAUGGAUUCAAUCACAAGACAAACUUGAUUAUUUAGCGAUGCCUAACACGGGAAUUUUGGAUUCUAUUCCCUAUUGGUUUUGGAAAACAUUUUCUCAAGCUUCUUUUCUAAAUCUCUCUCAUAAUCAUAUCCAUGGUGAGCUUCAGACUACUUUAAAGAAUCCAAUAUCUAUAAUUACUGUUGAUCUAAGUGCAAAUAAGUUAAGUGGCAAAUUUCCUUCACUUUCAAAUGGUGUGGGUUUUUUGGACCUUUCAAGCAAUUCAUUCUCCAAAUCCAUGGAUGAUUUUUUAUGCAAAGGUCAAGAGAAGCCAAUGAAAUUAGAAUUUCUCAAUCUUGCAUCGAAUAACUUAUCAGGGGAAAUACCAGAUUGUUGGGACAUCUGGCCAUAUCUAUUGGAUGUAAAUUUACAAAAUAAUAAUUUUGUUGGAAACAUUCCCCAAUCCAUGAGUUCCUUGAUAGAGCUAGAAUCAUUAAGCAUCCGUAAAAACUUGCUCUCGGGAACAUUUCCUACAAUUUUGAAAAAGACCAAUAAAUUGAUUUUGUUGGAUCUUGGAGAAAAUAAUUUUUCAGGAACAAUUCCAACUUGGGUUGGAGAAAGAUUUUUAGAUAUGAAGGUUCUUAUCCUUCGAUCAAAUAGAUUUUCGGAUCAUAUUCCUAAUAAAAUAUGUGAUAUGAGUCUUCUUCAAGUGUUAGACCUUGCACAAAAUAAUCUGACUGGAAACAUACCUACUUGUUUUAAUAGUUUGAAGACCAUGACCCAGAUGAACAAAAAUUAUAUUGUAAUCAGUGUUCGUCUUUGGUUGAAAGGAAGAGGAGAUGAAUACAAAAACUUUCUCGGGUUGGUAACAAGCAUUGAUUUGUCAAAUAACAAAUUAGUAGGAGAAAUACCCAGAGAAGUCACAGAUUUAAAUGGUUUGAUGUUUUUGAACUUGUCCCACAACCAACUUAGUGGUCACAUUCCACAAAACAUUGGUAAUAUGGGAUCAUUGUUGUCCAUUGAUUUUUCAAGGAAUGAACUUUCUGGUGAAAUCCCUCCAACUAUUUCAAAUUUGAGCUUUCUAAGCAUGCUAGACUUGUCUUAUAAUCAUUUGAAUGGAAAAAUUCCAACAGGAACUCAGUUGCAAACCUUUGAUGCCUCAAACUUUAUUGGCAACAAUCUUUGUGGCCCACCACUACCCAUCAGUUGCAUCUCCAAUGACAAAAGCUAUAUUCAGAAUGGCAAAGGGAGUGAUAGGCAUGGAUUAAACUUAUUUUAUGUGGGUAUGACAUUUGGAUAUAUGGUGGGAUUUUGGAUAGUAGUUGGUCCUCUGGUCAUUUGUAGAUCAUGGCGUUAUGCCUAUUUUCAUUUCCUUGAUCAUGUGUGGUUCAAACUUCAAUAUUUUUUCUAAUGUCAGUACAAUAUAUCUAAUGUGGUGAGAAAUAAAGUUAUUAUAAAACAUGGAAGUUAAUUUGAACUACUCUGUAUUGCAUAGUUGAUCAAAU
Molecule: messenger RNA, 3193 nt
Organism: Vigna unguiculata (cowpea)
Lineage: Eukaryota; Viridiplantae; Streptophyta; Magnoliopsida; Fabales; Fabaceae
Product: receptor-like protein EIX2
Molecular function (GO): protein binding
Source: RefSeq, a predicted model, not a curated record